Penicillium diatomitis is the source of this 1896-nucleotide messenger RNA. RefSeq lists its product as uncharacterized. Bases 1 to 1896 code for a protein of 631 amino acids. The transcript has 5 exons. NCBI's taxonomy places the organism in Eukaryota, Fungi, Ascomycota, Eurotiomycetes, Eurotiales, Aspergillaceae. The record is from RefSeq and is a predicted model, not a curated record.
AUGUCAGGGAACUCUGGCAAUCCGCCGGGGAACUCUCGGAACUCGAGAGAUUCAAGCAACUCCGGCAAUUACGAUUAUCCUCCAGCAUCGCUGCCUCGACCCCCUAAUAUCUUUGAUGAAAAUCCCAGCAACCAGCAAAAUCCAUUCUUUCUCGACCGAAAUUCGUCGCCGCAGCGUCGUUUGCUCGAGCAAAUUAUCGAGACUCGGCGCGUUGAGGGUGAGGUUAGGCUGAGGGCGGAACUGGAUAGAAUCGCAACGGAACCGCAACCGCCACCACCGAUGUGGUUCAAUUUUGAAAAUCUUGACGAAGAUUUAGAAGAUUUCGAAGCGUUCUUUCAAGAGAACCGGCGAGCCCCAACCUCUACCAGGCCAUCCAAUCGUGAAGGCCUGCAUUACCUGCGAAGUCUUCUGCAAUCCGAAAACAGCAGGUUCAGCGCCGAAGAAACAAGCCGCGCGUUAGAGACACUGGAUCAGGAGCUUGGUGAGUUUGACGCCUUCACCUCCGGAUGGGACUCAUCGCGAAGGCCUGGUGGCACUCGCUCUGAGUCAACAGCGUCAUUCAGCAUUCCUCGCCCGCCACCAGUUGAAUCCGUCCCGUCCAGAUCAACGCGGAGAGCUUUGUGGGACUCGCAGCAAACUGGCUCUGGCUCCGGAACCGACAACAAUUUGAAUACAAACUCAGACCCUUCUCGUCCAACCACAACAUACAGAAGUCUACGUCGUCGAACGGUUCGUCCUGAUCUACGGUCUGCGAGCAAUCUAACAGAUCCGGUAUCCUUUCCGCCCCUCAUGCCUCAGUCCGCCUCUUCUUCCUCCGGCCGAGACAGCCAGGGUCGGUUGAAACGGCGAAAGCUCGAUGCCGAUGAUAAUAGUGAAGGUCUACGGGGAUUUAACUAUGGUCACAAAGGUCAGGUGGUCCCUGGGCCUCUGAAGAUGGAGAUUCUAAGCUGCGAUGGAGGUACUUUCGAUCCUGAGGGGGACAGUGGCUUUCCAGAAAAUGUCCUCCUGAACGAUCAAUCAGUCUAUUGCACCAAGUCCAGCCGCUGCAAUAUUGUUCUUCGACAUCGUGGCGAGGCGCCUUUCUGCUUGAGAAAACUAGUUAUCAAGGCCCCGCGAACAGGCUUUGACUCUCCUAUUCAGGAGGGGAUGGUUUUCGUGUCGAUGGCAGCCGAUGACAUGCUUGCUCGCACAACCCAGUAUCAGAUCCAAUACUCUCACACACGCCGUCGACGUCGCUACAGACGGUCAGGCUUGCAGCCUUCUCAAGAAUAUUUCAACUCUUACCAAGCCCCUGUGCAACCCUCUGAACAAGGUUCCCUCACAGCCCCCGCAACAAAUUCAUCGUCCGAACUCGUACCCUCCGGUCUGGAUGGAUCGGCCCCACAGUCUCACAUCCGCUUGACUAUUGACUACGACGAGAAUUCCGACGAUCAGUCAUUCGCUAAUCACGACGACGACGAGGGUCCUUCUGUAAUGGAACUUGAGACAGUCGCAGAGGAUGAGGACGAGUGCCUGGAGAGCUCAGACAGUACGAGUGAUGACGAGGAUCUCGACGAUAGCACCACAGGUAGUGUCUAUCGUCGCCGCGUCGAGUUACAACGACAGCAAAGACGUCGUUUAGCUAGUCUUGUGAAUCCCCUGCCGCAUCCUUCAUCGACUUCGUCCACCGCUGGUGCUGAAUCAUCAUCGAACGGUGAAAUCAUGAAACCUCACGCACGUUUCUUCAUCGAGCGUGAGAAGAGUAUGGUCAGCAUCAGAUUCGAUCCACCGCUCUCCGGUCGUUACAUCCUGAUCAAGCUUUGGAGUCCCCGCAGCGACGGCAACAUCGACAUCCAAAGUAUCAUUGCCCAUGGAUUUGCCGGGCCAAGAUUCUUUCCCAGCGGAGGUCUUCGGUGA